This is a messenger RNA of Dujonia railenensis, 1473 nucleotides long. Lineage: Eukaryota; Fungi; Ascomycota; Pichiomycetes; Serinales; Debaryomycetaceae. The record is from the annotation of a GenBank genome assembly.
AUGUUGCUCCUUAGGUUAUUGGCUCAGUAUCCCGUACGAUGUGGUAAAAGGUACAUCCGCCGUUUGGGUAGUGUUCCCUUCCAGGAUGAUUUGGAUCCUUUGGAAGACGAAGCGUUUGGCUUGGAAGAUUUCAAGCACUACGAGCCAACAGAACAAACUCGUAAGCAGCUUAAGAAUAUUGAAACUGCAGUUUCAGCUUCUGAUUCAGUUCAAGAGCAUGUACAGCCAUCUGGACACAGAGAUCUCGAGGCCAUAUCUAAAAUAAGGUCCCCGCUUGCUGUAGUAUCUAAGUUGUCCAACCCGUUCCUCAAUCUCGCGAUUGAAGAUUACAUCUACAACAAUAUGCCCUUUAAAAACACCCAGGACAAGAAGGCAACAUUUAAUAGACUAAUGUUCUACGUCAACUCUCCCUGUGUGGUUAUAGGGAAGAAUCAAAACCCCUGGAAGGAAGUCAACUUGCCACUAUUGACGUCCCUACGCAUCCCAUUGGUUAGGAGGAAAUCCGGUGGUGGGACUGUAGUCCACGAUAACGGCAAUGUGAAUUUUUCAUUUAUGACAUCAAAGCACCAGUUUGACAGAUUCACCUUCGCUAACGUGGUAGUAGACUCCGUCAAUGCAGAUAAAGACUCGUCCGCAGUCAAAUUGAAAGUAAAUGAGAGAGGCGAUAUAGUGACUGAUGUAGAUUCGUUAAAAGUGAGUGGGUCUGCCUACAAGGUUUCCAAAGGGAAGUCUUAUCACCACGGAACCAUGUUGCUUAAUCUGAGGCUCGAUAUUCUUGGCCAAUUGCUUCAUAGAGAUGAGGAAAAGUUGGGGGUUGUAGAUGCAAUGAACUCAAUUAGCUCUGUCAAAUCCAAGGUUGCAAACAUAGGCUUAAGCAAUGAAACGUUUAUUGAGAUAGUGACCAAAGGGUUUGGUAAUAUGGUGACCAGAGAUGAGGAGCUACUUGAAAAUCCUAAGGGGCCUGCUGAAUCUAAAAAAGAAGUCUCUGAGGAAGAGCCUUCGGAGAUUGAUAGUUUCAAUGAAAUGUUUAACUUGUCUGACUUUGCCCAGUCGAGUUCAACGCCAGUAUCCACUCUUUCAAUACCCACGUUUGUCAUAGAUUCCAAUGUCACCCUUCCACAAUCCAUAAUAGAUGAGGCUGAAAGCUUGAAGAAAUGGGGCUGGAUCUAUGGAAACACUCCAAAGUUCGCUCAUACUUUAACCAACGAGAAGUUCAAGUUUUCUAUAAAGUUUAACGUAGACAAGAAUGCCGUGAUUGAAGGCUUUGAAUUGGCCUUCCCGGAAGACGAUACCGGCAUCCUUUCCAAGGAAAAGAUCCAAUCAAGUUUCGAAUAUCUCGACCAAGUUAUCCAGCAAGGGAAGGAUCAAGCUGUGGGGGAAAGAUUAAAAUACACAGGAAGUGGAGUAGCUGGGUUUAUCAUCAACGAUAUGAUCAGCGAUUGGAUUGGAGAGAGUAUAGAUGGAACUAGUUAA